Messenger RNA from Paramecium primaurelia, 502 nucleotides. The record is from the annotation of a GenBank genome assembly. Lineage: Eukaryota; Ciliophora; Oligohymenophorea; Peniculida; Parameciidae.
AUGUCCCUUGAAAUUUCUGUGUUACUAUACAAUUAUAUGUCACUAAAUUCCCUAUUUACUCCACACCAACCAAUAACUCACCAUUAGAAUUUAAUUCAUAGACUAAGAGUCUUGGAGGCUUACCUUACAAGAAAUAACUAGUGUAUGGAACUGGCCAUAAACCAUAAGCCUUUGCUCUUGGAUGACACAAGACUUCGUAAUUACUCACUUUUAUAACUUUUAACUCAGUUUAAGCAUAGCAUUCAUUUGCAUACCCUAAAUAUUAUCAAUUUUACUAACCUACACAAGAAUGUGGUGACAUCCCUGGCCAAUAAAUGUGAUAGCCUGGACAAGUUAUUUUGUAUGGUAACGAACUAUAUUCACUCCAAUAGUUUCGAAAUGUCCAACAAAUUUAAAUCAAGAAGAAAGUAAUUACCAACAUAAUAUAUUUAAUAUUCACUUAUUCCAUUGUAUAUUCAUCAUUUAUAAAACUAAUUAAAUCUUUUCAUAAAGAUGGACAUGA